This is a messenger RNA of Oryzias melastigma (Indian medaka), 4159 nucleotides long. It is a transcript of the gene slc49a3, whose product is annotated as solute carrier family 49 member 3. The record is from RefSeq and is a predicted model, not a curated record. The coding region runs from base 2156 to 3595 and encodes 479 amino acids. NCBI's taxonomy places the organism in Eukaryota, Metazoa, Chordata, Actinopteri, Beloniformes, Adrianichthyidae. The transcript has 10 exons. Gene Ontology annotation, biological process: transmembrane transport. Gene Ontology annotation, molecular function: transmembrane transporter activity. Gene Ontology annotation, cellular component: membrane.
AACACCUUCUUGUUGCAUUUUGCUCACCAUGGAGGACUUGUAUGAAAAAGUGAGCUCCAAAUUGAAUUUAUUCAAAUUGUUGUGAAUAAGGAAAAACUACAAGUUUGUUCCCAGUGAUCUUUCAUUUAUAAUUAUGACUUUUUCCACCAAAAUCAAGAAAACUGCAGUACAUAGUUUCUGCAGAGCGGCAGGAUUUUAUCAGAAAUUUCCUUCCAAGUUGUGUACAGAUAACUUUCUUUAUAUAUUUAUAUCCUCCAUCAUCAUCAAAAUGCCUUUUAAAUGAAUUUAAAUUAAAAAGAUUUUGGACUUUUAGCGCAUUAUAAAACAAUUCUACUAAUAUUUGCAAUUGUGUUGCCAAUAUGUAAAAUCACAACUCUUCUAAUUUAAAUAUGAUGACUUCUUUUAAAGCCUUCUAUAAUCAACUCUUUGCAUAAACAUCAAUCUUAGAGGGAAAAUAGACUUUACUAAUCAGUUCUGAUCAAGAGUCAUUUUAAACCAACAAAAACGAUAACAUUUUGGACUUUAACAAAAUUCCUAGUUUUUUAAAUUCACGAAAACUAAACCGUAAUAAAUGUAUUUUUCAUUUGUUAUUAUUCAUAACAUCAGUUUCUUUUUCGUUGGACCAUAAAUCAGCGCCACAGGAAGAUGUUUGUCAUGCGCAGUGAGGAAAGUUGGAGGAAACAGGAGGUCUCACUCUGAGCUGAUUUUUCUCCGCACAUAAAUGACCUGCAUGAGAAAGUUGAUUUGUCUUUAACCUCUUCAAAGAUUAAUAUGUGCGAAAUGAUUAUCCAAACUGUCUUGAUCUUUAUGAAGGUCUUUCAUGAUAUAUGUUGCUCUGAUGCUGUUUUAAAAGUUUGUUGGUUUCAGUCCAGAUUGUGAAAGUUCUCCUUCCAGAAAGUGUAUCUUGUGUCUCAUCAGAAAAUUCACUCAUUAUCAUAACAAUUAUUUUUCUUGAAAAACUAAGAAAAAUAAACAACAUAUUUAUUUCCAUUAAAUGCGCCCAGACGAACAUUAUUUUCUCUUUAACUGGCUUAAAUCAUUUAAUCCACUACUGCUCUUCUGGUUCUGCUCUUUCUUUUUUCUGGCUAUUCAUGCAGUGAUAUUCUUAGGAGUUAUUUAUUUUAUUUUUUUUUACUAUUGAUUUAUUUUCCCUUCACCUUGAUUUUUUGCAUAUUUUUCCUUUCUUUGCACCUUGAGUUGUUGUUGAAUUUCCCCAUAGAGGGAUCAAUAAAGUUUUUAUCUUACCUACCUUAUCAGAGAGAAGGAUUCUCCCGUAUGUGUGAUAAAUGUUUUAAAUAAAAAGAAAGGGCUUCUAUAAUACAAUAAUGUAUAAAAUGAACAAUUUUGCACAAAACCGUAGCACAGAAGUCAAAUAAGAUGUAUCACGUGGAAAGUAAAUAAAUAAAUAAAAAGGAAAAAGAAACAUAGGUUACUGUAUACUAUAAAAAAUGAUACAUUUUUUUUCUAAUAUUAACAGUACUAUAGAUAAAUAACGAGUUACAUUUUGUAUCUCUCCUUUAACUUUGUGAAAACUGCACCAUUUAUUUACAUUUUGUUAUAGACUGCAAAAGAAAGAGAUAUUUGAUAUUUUUCUACUAUUUUUUUCAUUAUUUUUUAGCAAUUUUUUUCCACUUUUAAUUGGUUUUAAUUUUUUUAGAAUGACACAAAUUUUAUUUAAGCUUUUAGACAAAACAACUGUUGCAACAUUGACUUAUAAUACAUUUAUACCACAAUAUUUAAGGCAAGCAAUCUAGAAAUUAAAAAUAAAAUUUAAUAUUGUUAAUUUUUUAGUUCAUAUUUUUUUAGUUUCACAUUUAGGCAUGUUAUAAAGGAGUAAGACAUUCUAAGCAGUGUAGUUUAUUUUUCGCAUCGGAGUGGCUCCUCUUUCUGCUGGAGGAUCUUUGUCGAGUACAAUGACAGUUCUCUCUGUUCUGGAGUUUUUCUGCUGUUUUCCCGGCGCUCCGCUCCGCCGGUCUCUUUUCUCAACACGGAACUUUACUUUACUGGGAUUCUAGCACGGAACGGAACGAUUGAACCGGGUUCCUUUUGGUCUGAUAACUUGUUGAAACUUUUCCUGGAGCGCUGGAGGUUCGAUCGGGAUGAGGAGGACUCGCUGACGCGUCUACCUGCCCGCUGAAGCCGGCGAGGCGAGGCCAUGGACGGUGGCGGGGAGCGCUCCGACGUUCGGGAGUGUUCGGGCGUUUCCGGAGGAGCGAACUUGGAGCUGCAGAAACUGCAGUCGUUCAAAGUGUACCGGCGGAGGUGGUUUGUGCUGCUGGUGCUGUGUUUGUUAAACUGCUCCAACGCGACGAUAUGGCUCACCUUUGCGCCCGUAGCCGACCAGUCUGCCCAGUACCUGAAGGUCAGUCUGGAGGACAUCAACUGGCUGUCGUUGGUCUACAUGGUGGUGGCCAUCCCGCUCAGCUUCGGAACCACCUGGAUGUUGGACACGCUGGGCUUACGGAUCACGCUCAUCCUGGGAUCCUGGCUGAACAUGCUGGGAGCGAUGCUGCGCCUCGCUGGGCAGGACCCCCUGGUCUCCAGUGAGGUCCACUUCAUCCUGGUCAUGCUGGGUCAGACCAUCGGCGCCGUGGCUCAGCCGCUCAUCAUCUUCACCCCCACCAAGGUGGCCGCACUGUGGUUUCCCGACCACCAGAGGGCCACGGCCAACAUGAUCGCCUCUAUGUCCAACCCUCUGGGCAUCCUCCUCGCCAACAUCAUCUCGCCUCUGAUCGCCAAGUCCGCCGCACAAAUCCCAGUUCUGCUGCUCGCCUAUGGAGCUCCGACGUGCAUCAUCUGUUUCCUAGCAACAGUGGGAAUCCGGAGCAGCGAGCCCCCGACUCCACCCUCAGCCAGCGCCGAGUCUUCCGGGUCAGAACCAUUCGUCCAGGGAUUAAAACUGCUGCUGAGGAACAAAGCGUACCUGGUGCUGCUGCUGUGCUUCGGCUCCGGCAUCGCCGUCUUCACCUGCUUCUCCACGCUGCUGGAGCAGGUCCUGUGUGUGCGGGGAUACACCAACGACUUCGCCGGGCUGUGCGGCGCUCUCUUCAUCGUGUUCGGCAUCGUGGGCGCCGGAGCUCUGGGUCUCUACGUGGACAAGACCAAGAAGUUCAUCGAAGCCACGAAGAUCAACAUGGGGUUGACGGCGCUGGCGUGCAUCGCCUUCUCUGUGGUGUCUCUGAUGCCGCAGCAGAAGGUUGCCGUCGCCGCCGUCUGCUCGCUCUUCGGCUUCUUCGGCUUCUCCAUUUAUCCGGUGACCAUGGAGCUGUCGGUGGAGUGCUCCUACCCGGUGGGAGAGGCCACGUCAGCCGGGCUGGUCUUUGUGUCGGGGCAGGUUCAGUCGGUUCUUUACAUCAUCAUCCUUCAGGCUUUAACCAAACGAGUCGCCGACUCGCCUCAGUCGACCUGCGGGGACGCAGCGUUCAGCUGGAGAGUUCCUCUGAUGGUGAUGGCCGGUCUGUGCAGCUUCUUCACCUGCAGCUUCAUCAUCCUCUUCCACAGCCGUUACAGACGCCUGGAGGCCGAGGAGGAGGCCACCAACCGGACCAAGAGAUUCAACUCCACGGCCACCGGGGGGCGCUCUCCCAGCACAUGAAGACUUGUUACAAUUUUACUGUUGGGACUUUUCGGUUUCCUGGACGGAUUUUUAUGAAGUCCCUGAUGGAGGGUUAGAAGAGAAACGGUAAUCCCGUCUAAAACUUUGGAAAGUUUCCCUUUUUUUAAGCUGAAAAAGUUCAGGAAAUUCCUCAGGAAUGAACUGAAAACGGUACUGAAUUUAAAAAUAUGACAGAACUCUGGUGCACAAAAACAGAGGUACGUCUUUAAGCUUUUAUGUGAAAAAUUGUUGAUUUUAAUCAUAGUUUUGGCUUCUUGGAGCCAGUGGGCACUUCCUGUUUGAACCAUCAGGGGGGCGGAGUCACUCACUCCAGUUCUCAUAUACAGUUUUAAUGGAAAAGGAAUAAAGCUGAUUUUAUAGAAUGACUUUUAUAGCAAAUUAUGCCAAAAAAAUCUAUUUUUACAUGUUUUUAACUGGAAGUGAUUGUUUCUGAAGCUCUUACCUCAACGUACGACUUUUUAACUCGUUCUAAUGAACUUAUUGUUUGCUUGUUUUUAUUUUUGAAUAAAUUAAGGACAGAAAAGUUUGUUAAAACAGAGAAAA